This is a messenger RNA of Penicillium waksmanii, 1512 nucleotides long. RefSeq lists its product as uncharacterized. The transcript has a single exon. Gene Ontology annotation, molecular function: mRNA binding; poly(A) RNA polymerase activity. The coding region runs from base 1 to 1512 and encodes 503 amino acids. NCBI's taxonomy places the organism in Eukaryota, Fungi, Ascomycota, Eurotiomycetes, Eurotiales, Aspergillaceae. Gene Ontology annotation, cellular component: nucleolus; TRAMP complex. The record is from RefSeq and is a predicted model, not a curated record. Gene Ontology annotation, biological process: RNA 3'-end processing.
AUGCGGCUGUCCGCCCUUCGAUCUUCGCGCAUUGCUCUCCAAACCCCUCGGCAGCUUCGUUCCAGUGUCUCAUCCCCCCAAGAUUCCGAUGUCUUCGCCAAUAACCUUCGGAAAACAUUAGACGCCCAUCGAACCUCGAAUCGAAAUCGUCUCAUCCGCAAAGUAUACCCUCGUUCACCUGCUGCGGGACUUUGGCGGCCAGAAAUUCCUCUUGAAAGCCGUCCCGAAUGCCCACCAGCCACACAACCAGCGCCUACAGUAAAGGAGGCCAAGCCCAAAGAGACCACGAGUAGACAACGUCGUCGCCUACGCCAUGAAGACGCUGCCACUCGAUCAACGCAAAGUCGGCCAGCGGAUACAUUAAUUCGGAGCUCUGAGACUUUCCACGAUGGGAGCGCUGGGAAUCAUCCCUGGUUAAGCUACUUGGAACCCUCUGGUGGGAUCGAUGAUGCCACCACCUUCCUCAAUGCAGAGAUUCUCGCAUUGGAGCGCUAUUUAUCUCCAAGCUCUCCAGAGCAGAUUUGGACCGAUCAAUUGAGUGCACAGGUCGUCGGCUUGUUAAACCCAAUUGUCCCUCACACACCGCAACUCAUUGGCUCUCGUCAAAUUGGCUUAGCGCUGCCGCAUUCAGAUCUUAAUUUCCUCCUACCAUUUGAGGAUCUCCUUCGAUCUCCAGAUCGAGCGCGGAAGCCAAGUGCCACACGGCCCCAGAUCCACGAUGCGCAUCUGCGUCUCCUCCGCCGAGUCGAAUCUACCCUUGAGAGCAGUCCAUCGUUUGAUCGAAUUCAACUUUCUGGGAAGCGACGCUCUAUUCUUGAUGCUCGUCAUCACCCUACGGGAUUACUACUGCGAUUUUACUGUGGUGAAAGAGCCCCGGAACUCAUGGAUUACCUAAAGAACUAUCUGGCUCAGUAUCCUACUCUCCGUCCCCUGUAUAUGGCCACUCGAGCCUUGCUUGAAGCCCGGGGUUUAUUUGGAUACUCGCAGUCGGGGAUCAGACCAGAUGUUCUAGCCAUUCUCUUGGUUGCUUUUUUGAAGUUGAACCAGAGUCGAUUUUCGGUGCCCUUUAAUGCCGGAGAGCAGUUUCUGACUUUCUUGAAAUUCUAUGGCACUGACGUUGACCUUCAAUCUAUUGGCGUUGCGGUCGACCCCCCAGGAUUCUUUGGAUUCGAGAAGAUCCAUGACUCUGAACAGGGAAAUACCAACACUGCAUGUCUACGUGGCCAACGAUCUCUCAUCAACGCAAAAAGAACCGCAGUUUGCCGAGGCAACAUGUCGGCUGGGCAGAGGCUAUGCAUUCAAGACCCAACACAUUAUAUGAAUGAUCUGGGCAGAUCUUUUACACGGACUGCUGAGUUGCAGAAUGUGUUUUCCACUGCCUACAAACAGCUUUGUGAUUCUUCUCAGGGCUGGAAAGAUACGGACAAGGUUGAAUCGAUUCUUGCUUCUGCGCUACGGGCAAAUUUCGACCAGUUGGAGACACUGCGAGAGAAACUUGUGCCUAGUGACUGA